AUGAUGAUCGAAUCGUUCUUCCUGCUCCCGGUCCUCCUGGCCGCGGCGACCGCUCCUCUCCCCACCGCGGCCAUCACCACAGUCGAGGCCUCGCCGCCCGCGUGCCUGCUCGCCGUCCUCAGCAAGCAGUCCACCCCUUGCAAAAUCGCCGAGAUCUGCAAAGACAGCCAGGACCGCGUCCUCGCCGCCAUCGAGAACGUCUGCCUCCCCGACCGCGUCGAGCCCGCCCGGCAAGCCUUCGCCAGCGCCUGCUCCGCCCGCGGCGUCGACGUCACCGCCACGCCCACUGCUGCUGGCGGUGAUGGCGGCUCGAGCGGCGGCGGCAUUCACGCCCCGGGGCCCGAGGUCCUUCUCUACGCCGUCGUCGGUGCCUGGGCUGCCAGCGCCGUGAUCAGCAUCUACCUUGUCUAA
Messenger RNA from Verticillium alfalfae VaMs.102, 411 nucleotides. RefSeq lists its product with no specific name. The transcript has a single exon. The record is from RefSeq and is a predicted model, not a curated record. The coding region runs from base 1 to 411 and encodes 136 amino acids. NCBI's taxonomy places the organism in Eukaryota, Fungi, Ascomycota, Sordariomycetes, Glomerellales, Plectosphaerellaceae.